Molecule: messenger RNA, 384 nt
Organism: Manis javanica (Malayan pangolin)
Lineage: Eukaryota; Metazoa; Chordata; Mammalia; Pholidota; Manidae
Product: SNRPN upstream open reading frame
Cellular component (GO): nuclear speck
Source: RefSeq, a predicted model, not a curated record
CUACAUAAAAGGCCAUUGGGCCUGGCGCUCUAUACUGAGGAGCGGCCGGCGGCGCAAUGGAGCGGGCCAGGGACCGCUUACACCUGAGACGGACUACAGAACAGCACGUACCAGAGGUGGAAGUCCAGGUCAAACGUCGGAGGACAGCCUCACUGAGCAACCGAGAGUGUCAGCUGUACCCAAGGCGAUCUCAGCAGCAGCAAAUACCUGUGGUGGAUUUCCAGGCCGAACUGAGACAGGCAUUCUUAGCUGAGACACCAAGAGGUGGUUAAAGCAGUAUUGGAACAUCCAGUAGCUGAUUGCCAAGUAAAGAUCAGUUUUGUUUAAAUCAGCUGAGAAUGUAUCCGUGUACAGCUGACAAUGUAAUAAAGAUAUUAGUCAUAA